GAUGCCACUCUAACAGAAGCAGGUCCUCCAGCACGUUACCGACUGAACACAGAAAGAACAUAUAUUGAUGGGACGAAUAAAAAGGUCAGACGAUGGACAUAUGGAAGAAGAGACAAAAACAAGCAGAACAAAAACAAAGUCAUACUGCUGGUGGGAGAAACCGGUGCUGGAAAAACCACCCUCAUCAACACCAUGAUCAACUCCUUACUGGGAGUGAAGUUUGAGGAUGAAGAGUUUUACCAAAUCACAGAAGAAGAAAAACAUGAAGAUCAAACAAAAUCCCAGACAUCUGAGAUCACUGUUUAUGAGGUGUUUGUUGAAGAAAACCCAACAUCUCUGACCAUCAUUGACACCCCAGGAUACGGAAACACUGAAGGAUACGAGAAAGACAGAGAUAUUUCUAAGUAUCUGAGCAGAUUAUUCUCAGAUGAGGAUGGGAUUCAUUAUAUUGAUGCAGUGUGUUUUGUGAUGAAGGCGACUCAGAAUCGAAUCUCUGGAAAAGAGCUUUACAUAUUUCACUCAGUUCUGUCUCUGUUUGGUAGAGAUAUAGAGAACAACAUAGUGUUUCUGUUCACACAUUCGGAUGGAGGACGUCCAACAGAUGCUCUCAGUGGCAUUAAGAAAGCCCAGAUUCCCUGCAGAAGAGAUGAAGACGAUGAACUUGUUCACUUCUUAUUCAGCAACCGACAGAAAGAGAAGAGAACCAAACAGUAUAAGCAAGGUUUGAAAUCAGCCUGGGAAAUGGGAGACGAAAGCAGGAAUGA
This is a messenger RNA of Sinocyclocheilus anshuiensis, 764 nucleotides long. RefSeq lists its product as uncharacterized. The transcript has 2 exons. Gene Ontology annotation, molecular function: GTP binding; ATP hydrolysis activity. NCBI's taxonomy places the organism in Eukaryota, Metazoa, Chordata, Actinopteri, Cypriniformes, Cyprinidae. The record is from RefSeq and is a predicted model, not a curated record. The annotation marks the transcript as partial.